Capronia epimyces CBS 606.96 is the source of this 1518-nucleotide messenger RNA. RefSeq names its product indoleamine 2,3-dioxygenase. The transcript is spliced from 2 exons. The record is from RefSeq and is a predicted model, not a curated record. The coding region runs from base 1 to 1518 and encodes 505 amino acids. NCBI's taxonomy places the organism in Eukaryota, Fungi, Ascomycota, Eurotiomycetes, Chaetothyriales, Herpotrichiellaceae. Gene Ontology annotation, molecular function: metal ion binding; heme binding.
AUGGCCUAUCUCGGCGAGUCCCCACCUCUGCCACCUCUUUCCACCCUCUUCCCUCAUAUCCAGUGCGAUGCCACGACCCUUCCUCGCUCUAUUGACCCCUUCACCAUCACCGCCGCAACAGGCUUUCUACCAUGUCGUCCGCCUCUCCGGCGCCUGCCUGCACAAUUCGACGCCGUCUCCAAUGUUCUAGACGACAUGCCCAUAGUGAAAGCUGAUGGUGCGCCUGGUCUGCUCGCGACCUUCAAGCUCGGGGCUUUGAUCGACUCGGGGGUGUUGCCGGACCUGAGCUCUCACAUCAACGACCUGCGCAUCAAGGCUGGUACUGAGGAUGCAUACGAUCUCGAGGCAAUCACCGCCCUUUUCCGGGACUACAGUUUCCUUGCCAGCGCAUAUCUACUGGAGCCCUGCUGGGAGACAUGGUCCAGGGACCACGAUGCUGGCUAUGGCCUGGGUCGAGCGGUCUUGCCACAGUGCAUUGCGGCACCAUUGGUUAGAGCAGCUGACAUCCUCGACCUCCCACCAUUCAUGUCGUACGCAGCUUCCUACGCCUUGUACAACUACUGGCUCGUCAAUCCCAAUGUUGGCGCCGGUGUGUACGAGAAUAUCCGCCUCAUCCGUGCAUUUGAGCGUGGACUCGACCCAGCCAGCUCCGAGGCCGGCUUCAUCCUCACCCACGUGCACAUGGUACAAGAAACCGGACCCUUGAUCUCCGGCGCAGUCAGUCUCCUCUCGACGAUAGAAGAAUCCGCCAAAGAUACGACCGCCGCCGUGGCUGCGUUCCAGACGAUGCUGUCCGCCAUGACACGCAUCGAGGCCCACAUGGAACAGAUGUGGACGCACUCUCUUCCUAAAGACUACCUGUCCUACCGUACCUUCAUCUUUGGCAUCACGUCGCAAUCCAUGUUCCCGAACGGUGUGAUCUAUCAAGGUACCCGCUACGGAGACUCUAAGCCGCUCUAUUUCCGCGGCGAGUCCGGGGCGAACGACAGUAUUAUCCCGUUGCUCGACCACCUGCUUGAGAUCCCCAUGCCGCAGAACCCGCUCACGGAGAUCUUGCGGGAUUUCCGAUCGUACCGCCCCAAGCCGCACCGCGAGUUUCUGGCCUGGGUGAUGAGCAAGAGCGCCGAGGUGGGCGUGAAGGCAUACUGCACGGGCCACGGUCAACACGAUGCCAACUCGGCUCUCCUGCCAACCCUCUACCUGAAGCUUCUCGACCAUGUGCGCAGUUUCCGCUGGCGUCACUGGCUGUUUGCCCGGGAGUAUAUCAUCAAGCGCUCCUCGCAUCCAACGGCCACCGGCGGCAGCCCCAUUGUUACAUGGUUGCCCAAUCAACUGUUCGCCGUCAUGGACCUCAUGGACAGCGUCUACCGAGACAGUGGACUGAAGGACGUCAUUGACAAGGGAGACAUUGAAACUGGGGAAGGCAAGGUUGUCAGCGAGAUGAUGGACAAUAUUGCAACGCAGAGAGAGAAACUGGACCGCGAGGUCAAGCGGUACUGCAUCGAACGUGGUGCGUGA